CAUCCCGGAAGUGAGGGCGGAGCUACUAAAGUGUAGGAGCCCAGUGAACGGAAGGUGCUGUUGGAGUCUCUGAAGUAGCUUUAAAUUCUUUUGGUCAUUGGAGCCUCUCCUUCUCGGCUGGAGUCGGGCCUCACGCGCCGAAUGGCUUUGGACGUGAAGUCGCGAGCAAAGCGUUAUGAGAAACUGGACUUCCUCGGAGAGGGACAGUUUGCCACAGUUUACAAGGCCAGAGACAAGAACACCAAUCAGAUUGUCGCCAUUAAAAAAAUCAAACUUGGACAUAGAUCAGAAGCUAAAGAUGGUAUAAAUAGAACAGCCUUAAGAGAGAUUAAAUUAUUACAGGAGCUAAGUCAUCCAAAUAUAAUUGGCCUUCUUGAUGCUUUUGGACAUAAAUCUAACAUUAGUCUUGUAUUUGAUUUUAUGGAAACUGAUCUAGAGGUUAUAAUAAAGGAUAAUAGUCUUGUGCUGACACCGUCACACAUCAAAGCAUACAUGUUGAUGACUCUUCAAGGAUUAGAAUAUUUACAUCAGCAUUGGAUUCUACAUAGGGAUCUGAAACCAAACAACUUACUGCUAGAUGAAAAUGGAGUUCUAAAACUGGCAGAUUUUGGCCUGGCCAAGUCAUUUGGGAGCCCCAAUAGAGCUUAUACACAUCAGGUUGUAACCAGGUGGUAUCGGGCCCCUGAGUUACUAUUUGGAGCUAGGAUGUAUGGUGUGGGUGUGGACAUGUGGGCUGUUGGCUGUAUAUUAGCAGAGUUACUUCUAAGGGUUCCUUUUUUGCCAGGAGAUUCAGACCUUGAUCAACUAACAAGAAUAUUUGAAACUUUGGGCACACCAACAGAGGAACAGUGGCCUGCAUUGAAAACUAAGUAUUUUAGUAAUCGGCCAGCCCCUACACCUGGGUGUCAGCUACCAAGACCAAACUGUCCAGUGGAAACUUUAAAAGAGCAACCAAACCCAGCUGUGGCAACAAAGCGGAAAAGAACAGAGGCCUUGGAACAAGGAGGAUUACCCAAGAAACUAAUUUUUUAAUUACAGGGAACACUAGACAGUAGUUCACUGCUGAAGGAAAUAAGGAGAAAAACAAAUAAUGGAAAAAUAGUAAAUGUUAAGUAAAUGCUGUAGAACUGACUUUGUAAAUAUUCUGUACAUGCAAAAUAUAUGAAACUAUGGGUUAUUUUUAUUAAAUGUAUUUUAAAAUAAAUUCUGGUUUUUCUGAUUAGCGUAUACAAGUGAAAUAAGUUCAGUUCUUUGAAAUAUAGAAUUGAAAAUGCAUUAGGGAAACCCUAAUAAAAGUAACUCAGUUAUUUUGAAAAACUACCUCAUACAGUGUCACAAAUUUAUAGAAACAGAGGUUGUAUUUAAAAGUAUAUUAAAAAUGUUAGUAGUACUACAGCAAAUUACCUACUACCCAGAGUUAAGAAAUGUUAAUAUAUAUGAAAAAGAAAAAAAGGAAAUAUUAGAGAUAUAAUUGAGGUCCCUUUCAUAGUUCAUUCCAUUCCCAUUUCUCCCUUUUCACUGUCCCCAAGAGGGAACAACUCUCAUGAAGUUAGUAUUCAUCCUUCCAUGUUCUUAUACUGCUGUUUUAUAAGAAUGCAUGUAGUAUGCAUAACAGCAUACAGCAUUGUUUGGGGUCUCCAGAUUUUUCAUAAAUGGCAUUAUACUGUUCAUCUCAUAUUGCAACUUUUUAUUCAAAACUUUUUAAUUUUUGUUGUUGAAAAUAUACACAGCAGCACAUAAAUACCAAUUCAACAAUUACUACAUGUACAAUUCAGUAACAUU
This is a messenger RNA of Trichechus manatus latirostris (Florida manatee), 1782 nucleotides long. RefSeq names its product cyclin dependent kinase 7 (gene CDK7). Gene Ontology annotation, biological process: protein phosphorylation; positive regulation of transcription by RNA polymerase II. Gene Ontology annotation, molecular function: RNA polymerase II CTD heptapeptide repeat kinase activity; cyclin-dependent protein serine/threonine kinase activity; ATP binding. The transcript has 11 exons. The record is from RefSeq and is a predicted model, not a curated record. The coding region runs from base 142 to 1032 and encodes 296 amino acids. Gene Ontology annotation, cellular component: cytoplasm; transcription factor TFIIK complex; nucleus. NCBI's taxonomy places the organism in Eukaryota, Metazoa, Chordata, Mammalia, Sirenia, Trichechidae.